This is a messenger RNA of Verruconis gallopava, 1029 nucleotides long. RefSeq names its product ribosomal protein L19. The record is from RefSeq and is a predicted model, not a curated record. Bases 18 to 698 code for a protein of 226 amino acids. Gene Ontology annotation, biological process: translation. The transcript has 3 exons. Gene Ontology annotation, cellular component: ribosome; mitochondrial large ribosomal subunit. Lineage: Eukaryota; Fungi; Ascomycota; Dothideomycetes; Venturiales; Sympoventuriaceae. Gene Ontology annotation, molecular function: structural constituent of ribosome.
GGCAUCACAUCUCAGAUAUGGCACCCUCGAGAGCUGCUGUUCGGCCAUUGGGCUCGAUCAAAGCAUCUCUGAGACAGGUCCGUCUACAACGAGCACAACGGAGAUGGCAACACAACUUAGCUGAGCUGCAAACGUCACCCAAGCCUAGCCUGCCACUUCUGGGUACACGCCCGAAGAAAGAACACAAACCAAUUCCCAUCUAUGCUCCUCCACCGUCGACAUGGAGCAACUGCAAAGAUCCUGUCAAAGCAAUCCACGAUGCCCAGAUCGCCGCGAUGGAUCCAACCGGUGCACGAACACGACUCUUUUCGAAGGGAAACCCGGAGGCUGUGAGGAUUGGCGAUAUCUUGCUUGUGCGACAGAAGAACGGUGAGCCGUUCGCAGGAGUCUGCCUAAGCAUCAGGAAGAGAGGUAUCGACACGUCGAUUCUGUUAAGGAAUCAUCUUACAAAAGUUGGUGUGGAAAUGUGGUUCAAGAUCUACAGCCCCAACGUUGCGGGUAUCGAGGUGGUGCAGAGGAAGGAGAAGAGGGCAAGAAGGAACAAACUUUACUACAUGAGGAAGCCAGAGCACGAUAUCGGCUCCGUCGAUGCCAUCCUACGUCAGUACCAGAGGCAGCGUGCCAUGCUGGGCUCAUCGUCAAGAGGAAAGAAUGCAAACCAGGGCAAGAAGAAGCAGCAAGGUCAGAAGAAGAAAUGAGCGCUGCGAUUGGGCCCAUGUCUGGGAGAAUGCGUAUAUUACAUGUACAAUUAUUAGCCAACGAAAUCUGACGGAGUUUACGCAGCAAUCCUUGUUGCGAACAUGCGCUUCCGAGUUUUGGUAUCACAUUUUUGAGAUUUCAACAUCCAAUACUUCGCUAGGGUGCGAUGAAAAGUGUUAACCAGAUUUGAAAAGCCGAACAUGCAACGAUCCCUUUCGUCGCUGGAAGCACGCUUCUGCAGCUGCGUUAUCACUUGAAUGAAUCGCUUGGGCCUUCUACGCAUAGAAUUCAGCUAUCAUGUCAUCUAUUACGUGUAGACUUUAGUGGGAC